ACAAGAAGUCAUUUCCACGGAACUUCUCUGGUUCUCAAGCAACCACUCGUCAAGGGAAGACUGUUCCAGGCUCCCAACACUCAAAGCUUCUUCACACACCCCAAGAGAAAUGCUUGGUACAGUCCUUGCCGGUAUCGUUGGCGGCGCGGUUGCAGCGGGGUCCGUGCCCGUGGUCCUGGGCGCCGUGGGCUUCACUGCAACCGGCAUCGCCGCCUCAUCCCUGGCGGCCAGUAUGAUGUCCAGUGCGGCUGUUGCCAACGGGGGCGGGGUGGCCGCCGGCAGCCUGGUGGCCAUUCUACAGUCAGUGGGGGCCGCAGGACUCUCGACCACCACCACCGCUGCUUUGGGCGCUGCUGGGUCCAGUGUUGGGGCCUGGCUCUGGGGUUCAGCCCUUCUCCUGUGAAUAGAAACUGAAGAGAACUCCGAGCCUCCUCCCAGCCACCCUUCACCUGAGGCCUGAGAAGUGCCUGUCACAGCCCCGACUUGCAUCCUUGAGGAAUAAAGAGAG
This is a messenger RNA of Sorex araneus (European shrew), 508 nucleotides long. Its product is annotated as interferon alpha-inducible protein 27-like protein 2A. The record is from RefSeq and is a predicted model, not a curated record. Gene Ontology annotation, biological process: apoptotic signaling pathway. Gene Ontology annotation, cellular component: mitochondrion; membrane. Bases 110 to 403 code for a protein of 97 amino acids. The transcript has 5 exons. Lineage: Eukaryota; Metazoa; Chordata; Mammalia; Eulipotyphla; Soricidae.